Radiomyces spectabilis is the source of this 305-nucleotide messenger RNA. RefSeq lists its product as uncharacterized. The record is from RefSeq and is a predicted model, not a curated record. The transcript is spliced from 3 exons. NCBI's taxonomy places the organism in Eukaryota, Fungi, Mucoromycota, Mucoromycetes, Mucorales, Radiomycetaceae. The coding region runs from base 16 to 279 and encodes 87 amino acids.
CACGGCAACUGCAAUAUGUUACUUUAUUGGUUUGAUAUGGGAUUUUUACUUUGGUGUAUUGAUCGGCUCUCUGUUACUUGGCUUUUUCAGCUCCUUGCUACGACUUGUCUCCAUUUAGCAUGUAAAUCAACAGAAGUACCGAGAAAAGUACGCGAUCUCGUCAACGUAGGCUACAGGCAAGUCUUGCUUCCAUGUAAAAACGAAACGUACAUGAAUGCCGUAAAGCCUUACACAUGUGUUUUAGGUAUUACCAUCCGAACGACGGUAUACUGCAAGUAGACGAGACUUAUUUCAAGAUGCGAUCU